UGUGUGUCUGCAGCAGAGCUAGCAGCAGCGGUUAGCCACUAGCAUCUAGACGACACAGAGAGGUGUAGCGAGCUAGCAGGUUAGCAUCGCAGCUAAUCAUGGUGAAUGUAAAGAAGCGGAAAGGUCGAGUCGUGAUUGACUCUGACUCUGAGGACAGUGCUAGCGACGAUAACUUAGAUCAGGAGCUCUUGUCCUUGGCAAAGAGGAAGAGGGUUGAUUCAGGUGAUCAGGAUGAGCCGGUCAGCAAACCUGCAGCUUCUACAGACUCCGAGACGUCCGAUAGUGAUGAUGAGUGGACUGUGGGUGGCACCAAAGGCAAAAAGAAGGUUAAACCAGGGAAAGGGUCCGAGAAGAAGAACGCUACAAAGAAGAAGGUUAAUAAAGCGACGGCGUCUGGCAGCUCAAAUGGAGACAGCUCAGCUGAGAGCUCCGCACCAGAGGAGGGCGAGGUGUCUGACUCCGAGAGCAACAGCUCGUCUUCCAGCUCCGACUCGGACUCUUCCGAAGACGAGGUGUUCAGGGACGGUUACGACGACGACUUGAUGGGAGACGCGGAGGACAGAGCUCGCCUGGAGCAAAUGACGGAGAAGGAGAGAGAGCAAGAGCUGUUCAACAGAAUUGAGAAGAGAGAGGUGCUAAAGAGACGUUUUGAAAUCAAGAAGAAGCUGAAGACGGCAAAGAAGAAGGAGAAAGAGGAGAAGAAAAAGAAGCAGGAGGAAGAACAAGAAAAGAGGAAGCUAUCUCAGGUUCAAGACACACAAGUGGUCAUGUCACACAACAAGGAGAGACGAUCCAAACGUGACGAAAAACUUGACAAAAAGUCCCAGGCCAUGGAGGAGCUCAAAGCUGAACGUGAGAAGAAGAAAAACAAAACAGCGGAGCUGCUGGCCAAACGUCAGCCCCUGAAGACGAGCGAGGUUUACUCUGACGACGAGGAGGAAGAGGAGGAAGACGAUGACAAGUCAUCAGUCAAAAGUGACCGGAGUUCCCGCUCAUCGUCUUAUGAUGAUGACGAAAAAGAAGAUACUCCACCGAAGUCGCAGCCUGUUUCAUUACCAGAUGAGCUCAACAGGGUCCGCCUGUCCAGACACAAGCUGGAGCGCUGGUGCCACAUGCCCUUCUUUGCUAAGACCGUGACCGGCUGCUUUGUGAGGAUAGGGAUCGGGAACAGCAGCAGUAAACCAGUUUACAGGGUUGCUGAAAUUGUGGAUGUGGUUGAGACGGCGAAGGUUUACCAACUUGGAACAACGCGAACAAACAAGGGAUUACAAUUAAGGCAUGGCGGUGACACGCGGGUGUUCAGGCUUGAGUUUGUAUCAAAUCAGGAGUUUAUGGAAAGCGAGUUCAUGAAGUGGAAAGAGGCGAUGGUCGUUGCUGGAAUGCAAGUACCGACUCUCGACGAAAUCACCAAAAAAGAGCAGUCCAUCAAAGAAGCUCUGAACUACAAGUUCAAUGACAAAGACAUUGAGGAUAUUGUUAAAGAAAAGGACCGAUUCCGAAAAGCACCACCAAAUUACGCCAUGAAGAAAACGCAGUUACUCAAAGAUAAGGCCAUGGCAGAAGAGAUUGGAGAUAGUGACAAAGUGAAAGCGAUCCAAGAUGAGCUGAACGAACUCGAGGAGAGGGCAGAAGCACUUGACAGACAGAGGACCAAGAGCAUCUCUGCCAUCAGCUACAUCAAUCAGAGGAACAGAAGCUGGAACAUUGUUGAAUCUGAGAAAGCUCUUGUGGCUGAAGGACAAAAAAAUGCCAAAAACCAACAAAUGGAUCCUUUCACACGAAGACAGUGCAAACCCACCAUGGUGUCUAAUGCCAGAGACCCGUCAGUCCACGCAGCUAUUCUUGCUCACUUGAACCAGAAGUACGGCUCUGGGUCGGAACUCGAUGCUAACACUGACAUAAACAAACUGGGUCAACUAAACUCAAAGGACAAAGAUGGCCCCAAGCCAAACACUGACCUCUCAGAGGACUUGUUUAAAGUUCAUGAUUUCGACGUCAAGAUUGACCUUCAGGUUCCCAAUGCAGAGGCAAAGUCUUUGUCCGUGAGCUCCAACGCGCUGCCGGUGAAGGACGGCGCUCCCCGCCGGUCCCUCAACCUGGAAGACUACAAGAAGAGGAGGGGGCUGAUCUGAUGUGGUAGUCCAUCAUUCAGUAACCACAUUGCAUGUGUAAUUGGCUGUGCAAGAGAGAGAGUGUGUGUGUGUGUGUGUGUGUGUGGUUGAGAGAGUGAAUGUGUGGAUGAGUGUGGGUGUGUGUGAAUGACUCCCAGAGGACGUGUGUUUGAAUGUUAGUACAACAGACUGUUUAUCCGAACACAGAGGAAAUACUGAUUGGGCAAAGACAACAUUUUUCUCUAAAGGAUCUCUCUCGGAAGAUGUCCAGAUAUUUGUUGUUUUGUUAUUUUUGCAUUAUCACACACAAACUUGUAUAUUGAGUUGUGUUUUUUUUAUGUAUUUAACUUCUUUCCUCCCGCUGUUUUGGAUCUUCUGGAGUCUUUUUUUGUCUUUUUUUUUCUAAAAGGACACGGCGCUUGUGGAUUAUUACCUUGAACAAGGACACUAUCUUAGAAGACUUAGAUUGUUGAGGUAUUUUGAAAUUACUGGACUGGAUAUCUAAAGGAGCCGACCAGCUUGUCCUCACCAACAAUGAAUUACUGUUGUAAAUCUUCCCCCCCCACCAUCCCUACAUGUGUGAUCAUCUGCCCCUUGCAGUCCAUCCGGGAUUUUAACAGCCUCAUGUUUUUUUUUGCGAAGUGUAGAUGAUCACCACUCGAUCGUCACGCCGGCCCUCCGUGACAAAUGUGAAAAGUUGAGUCCGUGUCAACUGGACAUUUAUCACUUUUUAAGUCUUUGAAACGACCCGAUUUAAGAGGAACCCUUUUCUAUGACUGGCCUAGUUAUAAAAGUGUUGCUUAAUUUCUGUUAUCUCUUUGUUGGUUGUUCAUGGAAUAACUCCCCUGCCCUUAACUCCCAGAGCAGAUUCUACGUGUUAUCGAUUGUGUCCAUAGUUCCUGUAUUGAUGUGGCAUGCCAUGUAAAUAUGCAUUUUGGAGUGAGUGCGGAAAAAAUAAAGAGGCACUGUUUCAUAA
Messenger RNA from Sebastes umbrosus (honeycomb rockfish), 3087 nucleotides. RefSeq names its product RTF1 homolog, Paf1/RNA polymerase II complex component (gene rtf1). The record is from RefSeq and is a predicted model, not a curated record. Gene Ontology annotation, molecular function: RNA polymerase II C-terminal domain phosphoserine binding; DNA binding. Gene Ontology annotation, cellular component: Cdc73/Paf1 complex. Bases 99 to 2132 code for a protein of 677 amino acids. The transcript is spliced from 18 exons. NCBI's taxonomy places the organism in Eukaryota, Metazoa, Chordata, Actinopteri, Perciformes, Sebastidae.